AUUCACUCAUUAGUGUCAUGUGACAAGAGACACAACAGUAAAUCAAGAUGAACACUGAUGUGAAAGAAGUUUGUGGCGUGCAAAAAUUAGGGACAUUUUAAAACCCUUGUUUUAUUUAUUAGUGAUUUUUGUUUUGUGUGAAGUUUUAAAGGUCAAUUAGUACCUUUUGGUCAUCUUUUGGUUGUUUGACCCAAAAAUUUCCAACAGGUGAUUAGUACGUCGCGUUGUAACGUUCCAGAUCCAUAAACAAUUGUGAACAUUAUAAAGGAUUAAUAAUAGUAACACACAUGUAUGCUAUAGAAGAUGACAGUUCUGGAGGAUGAGCAAGUUUCCUUUCAUCAAAAGGCAUCGAGACGUCUUCUCACUGGGGACAACUUAAAUCCUUCUGAUAAGAACAAGCGAUUCUCGUUAAAGCUUAAACGUAGACAUUCCACCGAGCACGAAGUCGUCCCUACAAAGAAGCAACUCUUUGAAGACAUGUUAAACGGAUAUCGGGGUUCUAAUGACAACUACAGAAGCUCUGGUGAUGCCGUACUCGAGUGCCCUGUGGCAACCCUAUCAAAUAUGGGUAACACAUGCUUCCUUAACAGUGUCAUUUAUACUCUUCGCUUUGCACCAACAUUUUUACAUAAUCUUCACCAUCUUAUUGGCGAUUUAGCUUUGAUAGAUGCUCGUUAUUCCCACAAUAAAGCAAAAAGUUCGUCGUUAGGACGAAAUAUAACCUCUUCCUCAGGCCCUAGUUCACGCAGUACAAGCAGUAAAGAUCUCCUCUCUCUUGGUAGCAGUAACGAUGUUAUUCCCAAACUCAAAGUUCAGAUUGUGACAGAAAAGCUCCAUGAACUUUUUGUAAUGAUGCAUAACUUUGAAGUUAAAGAACUCUCAGAUACAUAUCAACCAUCUGCAUUGCUUCAGGCAAUCCGGGAAGCCAAUUACAUAUUUGAAGGUAAUCACCAACAAGAUGCACAUGAGCUUCUUGUUUAUCUUCUUGACAACAUUAGAGAAACGUGCGAUUUGUUGGCACAGCAUAUACAACACAAUCCUGAAAUUUUAUAUGAAGCAGAGUCAUCCAAUUUAUCAUCAUCCAGCAGCAAAUUCUUUAAUGUUCGCCGUUCUUGGAAAAAACCCAACAAAAAGAAGGAUAAAAAUGCAAAAGAUGUGCAAAAUGAAGAUCGUUCUGAAGAAGGCAAUGCUUAUGCUGAAGAUGCUAUUGCAGGUGAUCCAAUUGAUAUUUCAAGAAGAAAGAUAGGCUACAAUUUUGUAGCAGAAGAUUUUGAAGGAAUUACACUGAGGAGGACCAAAUGUCUGGAAUGCGAAAGCGUUACAGAAAGAAAGGAACCUUUCUAUGACAUCCCAGUACCAAUUAAUACCAACGAAAAUUUUGAUGCAAGUCCCAGUGAGAUCUACAGGAAAGCAUGUGUUACAUAUGAAAAACUGUGUGAUUCCAAUAAAUAUCUUUGCGAAAAAUGUAAACGAUACAACGAAGCAAGUCGCGAAGUUUCCUUUGAGAAACUUCCAAACAUCAUGGUUUUACAGCUUAAAAGAUUCACAACUUCUGUUGCAGGAAUCCAGAAAGUUAAUUCUUACUUGCCAACGCCACUCGAAUUAGAAUGCUUUUGCGAAAGGUGCUGCCAGAUGGAAGAUGGGCCUGCCCUGCACCGUUACAAUCUCUGCUGUGUAAUAAUGCAUCUUGGUGGAACAAUGGCAUCAGGCCAUUACAUAUCAUAUGUGAGAUUAACUGAUCACUCAGAAGAUUAUCUGGGCUGCACCAGAGAUGCGCCUAAAGGCAGCCUUUCAGCAAGCAGCAGCGAAAAAUCGCUAAACAUUCUCAAGUAUAUAAAAAACAGAACACUCAGCAGUACAAUAAUUGAUACAAAGAAUGGUUUAAUUCCAUCAAAAAGCCAGAAUUCUUUCUGCAGAAGCAUCGACUGCUGUGGUAUUAAGCUGAACAGGAACGUUUUUGAAAAUGUUAUAAAUAAUUGUACAAAGAAGGCACUGGAGAAAUGGCAAAUACAGGACGACCUGUGGUUGGAAUGUGACGAUGAAAACGUUCGCCUUAUCACCAGACGAGAAUUCGAAGACGUACUUAGUUUUAAGCCAAAUUCAACUUCCACACCCUAUUUACUGUUCUACUCGAAAGUAACCGAUAGGAUACUAGAUGAUUAAUCAAUCGAUCGCUUAGAGAAGAGAGGCUUAGGUAUUUCUUUUUAGAAGUACAAAAUUAGUGAUUCCAUGUGAUAAAUCAGAGAAGAAGUCGAGUAUGAACUUGUACUGUUACGAUCGAGACUCAUUCUAAUAGUAAUGCUUCUUGUUGUUGCUUUAUUUAACGGAAAAACGUUCGCCAACACAUAAAUACAUGCAUACAUACAUCGUGUAUAAAUCCACUUUUGUUCUAAGUUUUGUUCUGUUCUUAAGGUGGGCAGAUGACACACUUGAAAUUGUAUCAUAAUUCUUUAUUAUCUUCUACAUUAAUGAAUUGAGAAAUUAAAUUAGGUUCCCAAAUUAUGUGAAGAAUAAUAAUAAUAAUAAUUUGUUGCUCAUCACACAUUUGUUUCAAAAAGUACAUAAUAUUCCUAAAUAAAGUAUUACAAACGUA
Agrilus planipennis (emerald ash borer) is the source of this 2593-nucleotide messenger RNA. RefSeq names its product ubiquitin carboxyl-terminal hydrolase 1 (gene Usp1). The record is from RefSeq and is a predicted model, not a curated record. The coding region runs from base 304 to 2163 and encodes 619 amino acids. Gene Ontology annotation, molecular function: cysteine-type endopeptidase activity; cysteine-type deubiquitinase activity. Gene Ontology annotation, cellular component: cytosol; nucleus. NCBI's taxonomy places the organism in Eukaryota, Metazoa, Arthropoda, Insecta, Coleoptera, Buprestidae. The transcript is spliced from 2 exons. Gene Ontology annotation, biological process: protein deubiquitination.